ACUCUGUCAUAAAUUUUCUAGUUUUUUAUACAAUUCGAUUCAGAUUCACAAUCAACCAGCAUUUAUAGAAAUCUGCCAAGGCCGUUGCGGUGUAUUGUCAAAGUUGUGAAGGCGCAAGUGAAACAUCAUCAACCAAAAUGGGGGAAGAGAAAAAGCCAGGACGAAAUCUUGUCUCUUAAUUGUAAAAUCAUAUUAUGAAAAGCUUUAAAAAAUUUAGUAUCAAACACAGAUGUAAUCAUUGACAAUGCAAGGUUUAUGGAAUCUUAUUGGAAAAGGUCAAGGACCUGGUAGAGACUUCUGCUAUGAAAUAGGAGAGCAAAUACCUGGGUUUGAUGGAAAGUCUGUAUGGAGCAUUCAUUCAGGAAAAAACAAAACCAAUGGCACACCUGUAACAAUCUUUAGCUGUGAUGCCAAAGUUGCACCACCAGAUGAGUUUCAAGUCGCUAAAGGUGCCUGCAAACGACUUAGAUCGAUAAGACAUCCAAACAUUCUUAGAUUUAUCGACUCAUAUGAGAGUGAAGCAUUGAUUUAUAUGGUAACUGAAAAAGUUAUUCCUUUGGCAAAUUUCAUCGAGACAGAAGAUGGAAAGAACCAGUGUAUUCUUGCAUGGGGAGUGCACCAAAUGGCAACAGCUUUAAGUUUUCUGGUAAAUGACAGCGGUCUUUGCCACGAAAACAUAAAUCUCUAUGCAGUGUAUGUUGAUCCUGCUGGUGAAUGGAAACUAGGUUCUGUAGAAUAUGUCCAUAACCAAGGCGCCGAUCCAGUUGCAAAACUACCCAGUUUAGGAAGGUACGACCCACCAGAAGGAAAAUCACCAAGGAAAAGGGAACAUUGGUCAACUGAUUCUUGGGGGCUCGGCUGUCUACUCUGGGAAAUAUUCAAUGGGCCAAUGAAAAAAGCUAGUGAAUUAAAAGCGGUUAGCAAGAUCCCCAAGAAUUUAUUGUCGCAUUACUGUGAGCUGGUCACAGCAAAUCCAAAAUCUAGGCUCAAUCCAAGAGAAUUUCUGCACAGAUGCAAAACCCCUUGUCAAUACCUCGAUGAUGAUUUCGUCAAAGCCAAUCUCUUUCUCCAAGAAAUACAGAUUAAGGAUGUUAGCGAGCAAAAAGAAUUCUUCCAGUCACUCAACAAGUCUUUGGAUGUUUUUCCAGUCGCAUUUUCAAUUCACAAAAUUCUGCCAGAGCUUCUUAAAGCGUUUCAGUUUGGUGCUGCUGGCUCUUCGGUGCUCGGACCAUUAUUUAAGAUCGGGAAACUUUUAGACGAAGAGGAAUAUCAAAAGAAGAUUGUUCCAUGCGUUGUGAAGCUUUUCUCUUCGAACGAUCGCGCAACUAGAAUUCAACUUUUACAACAGAUGGAUAAAUUUGUACACCACUUACAGCCAGCGUUAGUCAAUGAUCAGGUUUUCCCUAAUGUUGCUACGGGAUUUGGUGACACUUUGCCAGCUAUGAGGGAGCAAACAGUAAAGUCGAUGAUACUGCUGGCUCCAAAGUUAUCAGAAAAGACCAUCAACAAUCAGUUACUUCGAUAUUUCGCCAAACUUCAAAUGGACGAACAGCCUGGCAUUAGAACAAACACGACGAUAUGUCUGGGAAAAAUAGCUACCUAUUUACCAGAGACAACUCGACAGAAAGUCUUGAUUCCAGCUUUUCUGAGGUCAUUGCGCGACCCAUUUCCCCCUGCGAGGUCUGCUGGUAUUCUCGCUCUUGCUGCCACUCAAGAUCUUUAUACGCUCCAAGAUAUUGCCUGCAAAAUUCUUCCGUCGCUCUGUUCGGCCACUAUAGACAACGAAAAGGGCGUGAGAGAUAACACCUUCAAGGCGAUCAAGACGUUUGUAAAUAAAGUCGAAGAUGCAUCAAAUAACCCGGGCAGCAACCUUAAUGUCAAAGGUAAUGAAGGCUCGCAAGACGCUGCUAAAUCGUCGUCUUGGACUGGAUGGGCUGUCUCCUCUCUGACGUCUCGUAUUUACGGAGGGCAGCAAGGAACAGCCGGCCAAGGGACACAAGCCCCAGGGACACCGGGUCAGGGACCUCUCACUGGAAAUGCAAAAGCAGAUACACAUUUAGAUUCAAAGCAAGCGUCUGUGACGCAAUCAAAGCCUAGUUCAGAAGUGCCCACUCAUACUGAAGUUAGUGAAAGAUCUACCCCGGAUUUUGCAGAUGCUUGGAGUGACGAUAACUGGGAGGACUUGAACGAGAACGAUGCAAUUUCAAGUAUGCAAAAUGAUUUACUAGAGGCUAAGCAAGAAAUUUCACACUUUAAUCGAAGUGCUGUGCAAAAGGCAGAUGAUGGUGCAAACAGUGACAGUGACUACGGAGACUGGGGCAACGAUGAUUGGGGGCUCGAACCUGUGGCACCAAAAGCAAAAACUAGUGAGAAACAUAAAGAAAUGUCUGACCAAAAGUUCUCUGGUCCAGACGACACUCAAGAUUUAAAUGCCUGGCCCCAACCUGACCCUUCGCCUAGGUCUGUCGCAAAUCUCCUUGGUAUGGAAAAUAGCUCUGGUGACGAUUUUCUUGACAUUGGAUCGAGCGUACCAAUGGGCAUCGGCAGCAGCUGGGGUGAUGCCGAUGAGUGGCCUCCAAGGGCUAAAAUGCAGCAAGCUAAAAACAGCAAACCGCCUCCUCUUAACGCCAAGAAACAACCCAAAGAAGAAUUUCAAGAGAAACCUUUUGCUGACCAAGAAGCACAGCGCCCAGUGCAAAAAGUAGGUGAGAUGUCUAUGAAUGAGAGUCCGUCUUCCUGGAACGUUGAAGGUGACUGGGAAGGAGAUGGUUGGGGGGACCUUGGAGAAACUACAACAACCUUCGAAAAAGAGGCUGCGCCAUCGCAACCUGAUGACAAAGAGGCUAAAAAGGCGGAACUUUUGAAAAAGAGGGAAGAGCGGAAACAGCAAAGAGAACAAGCCAUGCGCGAAAGAAAACAGAAAGGUGGUGGGGCUUUGAAAUUAGGAGCUGUUAAAAAGGUCACUAAAGGUGAAUUUGAUUAGGGAUUAAUUUUAAGCAAUGUCAACAUACACACCUGAAA
Messenger RNA from Rhopilema esculentum, 3021 nucleotides. RefSeq names its product N-terminal kinase-like protein. The record is from RefSeq and is a predicted model, not a curated record. Gene Ontology annotation, molecular function: ATP binding; protein kinase activity. Lineage: Eukaryota; Metazoa; Cnidaria; Scyphozoa; Rhizostomeae; Rhizostomatidae. Gene Ontology annotation, biological process: protein phosphorylation.